This is a messenger RNA of Artibeus jamaicensis (Jamaican fruit-eating bat), 9342 nucleotides long. It is a transcript of the gene EML5, whose product is annotated as EMAP like 5. The record is from RefSeq and is a predicted model, not a curated record. Bases 416 to 6325 code for a protein of 1969 amino acids. Gene Ontology annotation, molecular function: microtubule binding. Lineage: Eukaryota; Metazoa; Chordata; Mammalia; Chiroptera; Phyllostomidae. The transcript is spliced from 42 exons.
AGUGGGACGCGGCCGCGGCAGGGAGGGCGCCGCAGGUGGCUCGGGCUGGGAGCCGGGUGCGCGGGCGGCCGCCAGGAGUGGAGGCGGGAGGCGGGCCCGCACUCACCCCGCUCUCCGCCUCGGCGCCGCGGGCUGAGAGGAAGCGAGCCGGGGCGGGCGACGGGCGCGCGGCACCCACUUGACGGCCGGCGGCGCCCGCUGCUCUCGGCAUGUUUCACGAGGCGAAGGUUUUCCUCCCUCCCGUGGGCUGAGGCGGCGGCGGCCAGAAGAAGCGACAUGCACCUGCCAGGCGCGGUUUAGAGGACGCGGCCCGGCGGCAAGACCCGGCCGCCAGCCGGGCGGCUUUCUUCGCCCGACCGCCGCCGCUUGCGGCCGCCGCCGCGGGGAGCCAGAGCGGCGGGGUGGGCGCCCCGUCAUGGCCGCCCGGAGCGCCCCGAGCUGCCACCUGCGGCUCGAGUGGGUGUACGGCUACCGGGGCCACCAGUGCCGCAACAACCUCUACUACACGGCGGCCAAGGAGAUCGUGUACUUCGUGGCGGGCGUCGGCGUGGUGUACAGCCCGCGGGAACACCGGCAAAAGUUUUACCGGGGCCACAGCGACGACAUCAUCAGCCUUGCAUUGCAUCCUGAACGAGUGCUGGUGGCAACAGGACAAGUUGGGAAAGAGCCUUAUAUCUGUGUUUGGGACUCGUACACUGUACAGACCGUAUCAGUUCUGAAGGACGUUCAUACCCAUGGUGUAGCUUGCCUAGCGUUUGACUUAGAUGGACAGCGCUUGGUUUCAGUUGGACUUGAUUCAAAAAAUGCAGUUUGUAUUUGGGAUUGGAAAAGGGGGAAAAUGUUGUCUAUGGCUCCUGGUCACACGGAUAGAAUAUUUGAUAUUUCUUGGGAUUUGUACCAGCCAAAUAGACUUGUCAGCUGUGGUGUAAAGCAUAUCAAGUUCUGGAGUUUCUGUGGAAAUGCUCUGACCCCAAAACGAGGGGUCUUUGGUAAGACUGGUGACCUUCAGACAAUAUUGUGCCUGGCCUGUGCAAGGGACGAAGUGACAUAUUCUGGUGCACUCAGUGGGGAUAUAUAUGUUUGGAAAGGAAUCAAUCUUAUACGAACCAUCCAGGGAGCCCAUACUGCAGGGAUUUUUAGCAUGAAUGCUUCAGAAGAAGGCUUUGCUACUGGUGGCAGAGAUGGCUGUGUUCGCCUUUGGGAUUUAACUUUUAAACCGAUUACUGUGAUUGAUCUCAGGGAAACAGACCAGGGAUACAAAGGUUUGUCUGUGAGGAGUGUGUGUUGGCGCAGUGACCACAUUCUAGUGGGAACACAGGACAGUGAAAUUUUUGAAAUCGUGGUGCAUGAAAGAAAUAAACCUUUCCUCAUUAUGCAAGGGCAUUGUGAAGGCGAACUUUGGGCACUUGCCAUCCAUCCGACUAAACCUUUGGCCGUGACCGGAAGUGAUGAUCGUUCAGUCAGGUUAUGGAGCCUAGUAGAUCACGCAUUAAUAGCAAGGUGUAACAUGGAGGAGCCUGUUCGCUGUGCCGCCGUGAACGGAGAUGGAAUCCAUCUUGCCCUUGGAAUGAAGGACGGCUCCUUCACUGUACUUAGAGUAAGAGAUAUGACAGAAGUUGUACAUAUUAAAGAUAGGAAGGAAGCGAUUCAUGAGUUGAAAUACUCACCGGAUGGAACUCACCUUGCUGUUGGGUGCAAUGAUGGCUCGGUGGACAUUUACGGAGUUGCUCAGCGUUAUAAAAAGGUUGGGGAGUGCGUGGGAUCACUUAGUUUCAUCACUCACCUGGACUGGUCCUCGGACAGCAGGUAUCUUCAGACAAAUGAUGGAGCUGGCAGAAGAAUCUUUUAUAGGAUGCCAGGAGGAAGAGAAGUGACAAAUAAAGAAGAAAUAAAAGGUGUUCACUGGGCUUCAUGGACAUGUGUUUCAGGCCUUGAAGUAAAUGGAAUUUGGCCCAAGUAUUCAGAUAUCAAUGAUAUAAAUUCAGUAGACGGAAACUAUAUUGGCCAAGUUUUAGUUACAGCUGAUGACUAUGGAAUUGUAAAAUUAUUUCGAUAUCCUUGUUUAAGAAAAGGGGCCAAAUUUAAAAAAUAUAUUGGCCAUUCGGCUCACGUAACUAAUGUCAGAUGGUCACAUGAUUAUCAGUGGGUUAUUUCUAUCGGUGGAGCAGAUCACUCUGUGUUCCAGUGGAAAUUCAUUCCUGAAAGAAAACUGAAAGAUGCUCUUCACAUAGCGCCCCAAGAAAGCCUGGUUGACUCUAAUAGUGAUGAAUCAGAUUCAGAUCUGUCCGAUGUCCCAGAACUGGAUUCUGAAAUUGAACAAGAGACCCAGCUUACUUACCGCCGGCAGGUUUACAAAGAAGAUCUACCUCAGCUUAAAGAACAAUACAAAGAGAAACAAAAAAAUGAUACUUCCAAAAGAAGGGAGCGGGCUCCAAAGAACAGUAUUCGGUUACACUUUGUUCAUGGUUACAGAGGUUAUGACUGUCGAAGUAAUCUGUUUUAUACUCAAAUCGGUGAAAUUGUGUACCACGUGGCAGCAGUGGGCGUCAUUUAUAAUCGACAGCAGAACACACAGCGCUUCUACCUGGGUCACGAUGAUGACAUCCUCUGCCUGGCUAUUCACCCUCUGAAAGACUAUGUGGCAACAGGCCAGGUAGGUAGGGACCCCUCGAUUCACAUAUGGGAUACAGAGACCAUUAAACCCUUGUCUGUAUUAAAGGGCUGCCACCAGUAUGGUGUCUGUGCUGUUGAUUUCUCAGCGGAUGGGAAACGUCUGGCUUCCGUUGGAAUAGACGACGGCCACACUGUCGUGCUGUGGGACUGGAAGAGAGGGGAGAAGCUCUCAGCAACAAGAGGAAGUAAAGAUAAGAUUUUUGUUGUAAAGAUGAACCCCUGCGUGCCUGAUAAAUUAAUUACAGCUGGAAUUAAACACAUGAAAUUUUGGCGUAGAGCAGGGGGAGGACUGAUCGGAAGGAAAGGCUCCAUAGGCACGCUGGGGAAAAACGACACCAUGAUGUGUGCUGUGUACGGCUGGACCGAAGAGAUGGCCUUUUCCGGAACGUCCACAGGAGACGUGUGCAUCUGGAGAGACAUCUUCCUCGUCAAAACAGUCAAAGCACACGAUGGGCCCGUGUUCAGUAUGCAUGCGUUGGAAAAAGGAUUUGUUACUGGAGGAAAAGAUGGUAUAGUAGCUCUUUGGGAUGACUCCUUUGAAAGAUGUCUCAAGACCUAUGCUAUAAAAAGAGCCUCUUUGGCCCCAGGAUCUAAAGGUCUUCUCUUAGAAGAUAACCCAUCCAUACGUGCCAUAUCAUUAGGACAUGGUCAUAUUUUAGUUGGCACAAAGAAUGGUGAAAUUUUAGAAGUGGAUAAAAGUGGUCCAGUAACACUUCUGGUCCAGGGACACAUGGAAGGAGAGGUGUGGGGUUUGGCCACGCAUCCUUAUCUGCCCAUCUGCGCUACUGUGAGUGAUGACAAAACCUUAAGAAUAUGGGACCUCUCUCCGAGUCAUUGUAUGUUGGCUGUCCGGAAACUGAAAAAGGGUGGACGGUGCUGCUGUUUCUCUCCUGAUGGGAAAGCUUUAGCUGUAGGUCUCAGCGAUGGAAGUUUCUUAAUGACAAAUGCAGAUACUCUUGAGGACCUUGUGUCUUUUCACCACAGAAGAGACAUUAUUUCAGAUAUUCGAUUCUCACCAGGUUCUGGAAAGUACCUCGCAGUCGCGUCCCACGAUGGCUUCACAGACAUCUACCACGUGGCAAGCAGCAAGCGCGUGGGCGUGUGCAAAGGGGCCGCAAGUCACAUCACCCACAUUGACUGGGACGCCAGAGGAAAGCUUUUACAAGUCAACACUGGUGCUAAAGAGCAGCUGUUCUUCGAGGCCCCCCGAGGGAAGAGGCAGGCCGUCCCCGGCGCGGAGGUAGAAAAAAUCAGUUGGGCAUCAUGGACAGGAGUGCUUGGUUUAUGCUGUGAGGGGGUUUGGCCAGUAAUUGGAGAAGUCACGGAUGUGACCGCCUGUUGCCUCACCAACGACAAAAUGGUUCUAGCCACUGGGGAUGAUUUGGGAUUUGUAAAGUUAUUUAGAUACCCUGCUAAAGGAAAAUGUGGGAAGUUUAAGAGGUAUGUGGCUCACAGCGCACACGUCACCAAUGUUCGCUGGACUUACGACGACAGCAUGUUGGUUACCGUAGGGGGUGCGGACAUGUCUUUAAUGGUUUGGACAAACGAAGCAGAGGGCUGUCGGGAGAAAGGGCCUUGUGACAGUGAAGAGUCCGAUGCAGAUUCUGAAGAAGAUGGGGGCUACGACAGUGACGUUACAAGGGAGAAUGAAGUCAGUUACACCAUCAGAGCCUUUUCAACAAACAUCCGUCCAAUGUUUGGAAUCAAGCCUCACUUGCAACAGAGAGAACCUUCAGUUGAUGAGAGGCCCCCGGUCAGCAGGGCGGCGCCGCGGCCAGAGAAGCUGCAGACAAACAACGUUGGCAAGAAAAAGAGGCCCAUCGAGGACCUUGUGUUGGAGCUUGUUUUUGGCUAUCGAGGCAGAGACUGUAGAAAUAAUGUCCACUAUUUAAAUGAUGGUGAUGAUAUAAUUUAUCAUACUGCAUCCAUUGGAAUUCUGCACAAUGUUGCUACAGGAGCUCAGAGUUUUUAUCAGGAACAUAAUGACGAUAUUCUGUGCCUCACUGUAAAUCAGCACCCCAAAUUUGUCAACAUAGUGGCAACUGGCCAAGUAGGCGACGCAGCAGACAUGUCAGCUACAGCUCCUUCUAUCCACAUCUGGGAUGCAGUCAACAAGCAGACCUUAUCUGUACUGAGAUGCUACCAUUCAAAGGGGGUGUGCUCAGUCAGCUUCAGUGCUACCGGCAAACUCCUGCUGUCUGUGGGACUAGACCCAGAACAUACUGUUACCAUCUGGAGAUGGCAGGAAGGUGCCAAAAUUGCCAGCAAAGCUGGUCACAACCAGCGUAUCUUUGUGGCAGAGUUCCGACCAGACUCAGAUUCCCAGUUUGUCUCUGUGGGGGUGAAACACGUGAAGUUCUGGACUCUGGCUGGGAGGGCUCUGCUGAGCAAGAAAGGGCUCCUGAGCACGCUGGAAGAUGCCCGGAUGCAGACCAUGCUCGCUGUCGCGUUCGGUGCAAGUAACUUGACGUUUACAGGUACCAUCAGCGGAGAUGUGUGUGUGUGGAAAGAGCACGUACUGUGUCGAGUCGUGGCCGGGGCGCACACCGGGCCCGUGUUCGCCAUGUACACCACCCUGCGAGACGGACUGAUCGUGACUGGGGGCAAGGAAAGGCCGUCUAAGGAAGGAGGAGCAGUGAAACUGUGGGACCAGGAGCUGAGGCGGUGCCGCGCCUUCCGGCUGGAGACGGGACGAGUCACGGACUGCGUCCGUUCUGUGUGCAGAGGCAAAGGCAAGAUACUAGUUGGGACAAAGAAUGCUGAAAUCAUUGAAGUUGGAGAGAAAAAUGCAGCGUGCAGUAUUUUAGUUCAUGGUCACGUGGAUGGACCCAUAUGGGGACUGGCGACACAUCCUUCCAGGGACUUUUUUCUCUCUGCUGCCGAAGAUGGGACAGUGAUCCUCUGGGAUAUUGCUGAUAAAAAGAUGUUAAACAAAGUGAAUUUGGGGCAUGCAGCUCGGACUGUGUGUUACAGCCCUGAAGGGGAUAUGGUGGCCAUUGGAAUGAAAAACGGAGAGUUUAUUAUUUUACUGGUGAGCUCUCUAAAAAUAUGGGGCAAGAAGAGAGACAGGCGAUGUGCAAUUCAUGACAUCAGGUUUAGUCCCGAUUCCCGGUUUCUGGCAGUGGGUUCUAGUGAGAACUCAGUGGAUUUUUAUGACCUGUCACUGGGCCCCACCCUGAGCCGAGUCGGCUACUGCAGGGACAUUCCGAGCUUCGUCAUCCAGAUGGACUUCUCUGCAGACAGUAGGUACCUCCAGGUCUCCACUGGUUGCUAUAAACGGCAUGUCUACGAAGUGCCUUCGGGAAGACACCUGGUGGACCCGGCUGCCAUUGACAGAAUCACCUGGGCUACGUGGACUAGUAUUCUAGGGAAUGAAGUCCUGGGGAUCUGGUCCAGACACGCCGAGAAAGCGGACGUCAACUGCGCGUGCGUGUCCCAUUCAGGAAUUAGCCUCGUCACGGGAGAUGACUUUGGCAUGGUUAAGUUAUUUGACUUCCCAUGUCCUGAAAAAUUUGCAAAGCACAAAAGGUUCUUGGGUCACUCACCCCAUGUGACAAAUAUUCGAUUUACCAGUGGUGAUCGACAUGUUAUUAGCGCCGGAGGUGAUGACUGCAGUUUGUUUGUGUGGAGAUGCGUGCACGUGCCUCACUAAGGACACGAACGCCGAGAUGCCGGGAAACAGCCUUGAGAAGCCAGGAUGGGGGGAGGGAGGAGUCCAGCGGUGCUCACUUGGAAUGCUGACAGGGAUUCACGCCAGAACCAUCUGAACAGAAGACUGACGUUUUCAGGAUAUUUAUUACAUGCACUGGCCGACCAUCUGUAAUCCAUCCACUGCCAGACAAUUACAUUUCAAGGAAGGACUGAAUAUGAAUACAUUACUCGAUAGUGAGAGCCAACCCCCGUUUGGGGGGAGAGUGCAGAUUUGGCAGACCUGCUAGGGAGGUUCAGGGUAUAUGUAGCACUCCUCAAAAAGAAAAACCAAAACCUUAAAAACCCAACUUGGAUAAUUUUCAUCAUCCUCUUAGCAAAACUCCUUUUAGAAUUUAUAUUUUAUUUUCAAGUGUCAAGGUUUAAUGAAAUAGUUUAUCCUGUGUUUCCAUAAGGAAAGAAACACACCAUCACCCUAAAGACGUUUUGAACAGCAAAUAAGGGUCUCCCCGGAGGACACACUGCCCCUCAGGCCUUACCGCAGCCCUCUGGGGAAGGGGCAGUUCUCUGGCAGUGUGGGGUUGCUACUUCUCAGUUUUGAGCUGUCAAGCUUUAUGUUCAGAAGUCAUCUCUGUAUUGGAAAAAUUAAAAUCAUUAUAGCCUCAUUAAUGAAAAAGUGGUAUGAUGAACAAUCAUUUCCAGUUGUGUACAGCUUUUUAAGGUUUUAGGUAGCAAUAGUAUUUAAUUGGGAGAGAAUACUGAGUAUUUAGAGAUGUAGUCUCAUAGAAACAUUUGUUUAACAUGUAAACUGAAGAGUUAAGUUCACAUUUACGGAGUUACACAAUUUAGUUAGUUCCUGACAUAAAAUUGUAUAGUUUAGUUAGAUGUGCGCCACCCCAUAAGUCAACUUCCGAAAGGAACAAAUACAAGUUCACUGGGAAGACCGGCCUGAUUUCUUUCUGGUAGAUGUAGGCCGAGCUCUUGGACCUUUAUUCCUACUCACUUAAAAUGCUGCCAAAGACCAGUAUUUGCCAUUCAGGAAUUUGCUGUUGAGGCUGUCUGUAGUCUCCUGAAGACUGGAAAUUAUGUAGACUGAUAUUUAAAAAUAUAUUUUUCUAAGUGUGAAGAAGUGUAAGAUGCUCUGUUGGUCCUAUGAAUAUUUAUUUUAAAGUGUUUGUAGCAUAACAGACCCCUUCAGUUUUCUACAUCCAACACCUUGUAAAUACUAAAAACAGAAAUGGCUAAAUUAUGUUGCAGGAAGCCUGACCAGUGACUGAACCUGGUCAGUUUAAAGAUUUGAAUAACUGAGUCUGAAGGACUGAUUUUUAAAGUGUUUAAGAAGCUUGAAACAUAAGAUCAUAUUCUUUCAUUAUUCACAUCACUAUAUUCUCCUAAAUAAAGCCAAAUUUUAGAAUAUAGUAAUGUUACAUUUCUUUUCAUGUGUGUUAUAAAGAGACAGUCAAUAAAUUAAAGGAAAAAAUCCCCCUGAAACACCCUGUCCCUCCAUCUUUGAGACUGCGGGCAGUCAACUUCAUUAGCUUUGGGGAAGAAAAGAGCUAGUUUAGUUAGCUGAAGAGAAAUUCCAUUCCUGUUACAGUGUAGGUACAAUCUCUCCUAACCUUAAGCAAGUGAACUACUUGGGAUAAAAUUGUUUCCACUGCUUUUAUUCCUCCAGGUAGCCACCUUCAUAAGCUAGCCUUAAUCAUUUGUCAGUUUCACCAGUAAAGGUCUCCGUGAACCUAAGGAGUCAUCGCACGACCACCUUGCUUUUCUGCCGCACAACAGGGAAAGUGAGUACCACACAGCUCUUUUCUGACCCAGAAGUUGGGGUGCAGUACCGCCCCGAGGCUCCCGAUUUUGGGGCCUGCACGGAGCCGAGGUGCACUGCACUCCAACGCCCUUGCUUCUCCGUGACCCUUUCUGGUGGUGGUUCAUUUUAGGCCAAGUUCCCCAACAGGUGUUUUAGAGUCAACUUUACCAACUGAAAAAAGAGAUUAAACUCUUAAACAUGUUUCCAGGCAAUGUCUAUUAAAUAGCAAGAAACAAUUUUAGCACGUUAUUCCCUUGUUUUCUAAUUUCUUUAUAGUGUAAUUAUGACAAUGCAGCUAUACACCAUGUACAAAUGAUACUAAAAGUCUUUUUAAAUUUCUGGAAAUACAAUUUUAAAAUGAGGUUCUCACGCAGAAAUGUAAAGCAUCUCUAGUAACUAACACUACAAGGAACAAAUGCCUUACAUUCGACGGAGCAGGUCUUAAGACGCAGUGGGACGGGCGUCUCACCCGAGUCUCACCUCACGACAACCCUCUGGGCUUUGUCCUUCCUCUAAGGGCACAGCCAGGUGCACCUUAUGGCACUGUGUCGUGACUGGCUGAACUUCCUCCCAAAGGAAAAGCAACGCCACAGAAAACCAGACUCCUGCGUGGAGGCUUUCAGACAUGGACUUGAACACACGUGGUUUAAUUCUGUCGGUUGUAUGUAUAUGACUGCAGAAGUCACUGAAUUUUGUUUUACAGUUUAAUUUGAUCCUCAGAAUGCUUGAGUCUUCAUUAUCCCUUUUGCAUUCAUCUUUUUUCUGAACUUCUAGCUUUACUUUUUUAAAAACUGUACAUCAGGUCUUUAAAAAUCAGUGAUCUGUUUAAUUCUGAAGUAUUUGACACUUCUUGCCUUAAAAAAUUUAAAAACCAUACACAUGGAACUCAACUUUUGGACUAAUGAAUUAAAAUAUAGUCCUAUUUUGCAAUUUAUCCAUCUGAUCUCUGUAAUUACAGUCAUUUAAAAUACACUAUUGAAAUCUAAUUUAUACAUCUAAAAAUUAUCUUUACUAACCAUAUUUUUCUGUGGAGUUAUUCUGAGAAUGUUGUUUUUCAGAAUGGGAGAAUAUAUGUAUCUAUAAUGGUGUGAGUUUCAAGUCUGUUCUCUGAUACCCAUCCUAUGUAUAUAUACUUGUAAAAAAAUUUGUAUAAUUUUGUGAUAAUGUAAUUCCCCAAAAUACUUAUUUUAAAAGCAUAUGGUGACAGUAAA